AUGGGUCCAAAGGAACGGAAGUUAUUAAAAGCAGCAGGGCAAGGUGACCUGGCAGAGACAGAUCGACUCGUGCAAGAUGGGGCGAACCUAAGCACUAUCAAUGAGGAUGGAGAAUCAGCUCUGAGUCGGGCUGUCAACAAGAAGCACAACACCAUUGCCAAACUCUUCCUUGAAAAUGGAGCUACAACGGACUACACAGGCCCUCUCGUCAAAAGCCCGCUUCACAUCGCCGUUCAAACAGGGAACGUCGGAAUGGUAGAACUCUUACUGAAUAGCGGUGCCGACAUCGACGAGGUAAAGGACGUCGACUUAGUGCUGAGUCAAGCCAUCAAGGCCAACCGGGACGAUGUGAUCUGUCUCCUUCUCUCCCGAGAUACUGACGUGAAUCUCUCCUGCAACGCAUUCUCGUCGCCUUUGGGACAUGCUCUCCGCCACAAGAAUGAGCGCCUCGUUCAGAUCCUGUUCAAAUACGGCGCCGAUAGGGAUGUCGUACUUGACAGGGUGCUCGAGGCAGUUGUAAGGGCAGCGCCCGAAUCCCUUGAAGGUCUUGUUCGCGAUUGGCGAGCACAGGGAUAUGAAGAAUUCGUCAAAACUAUUCGGAGUCCACCUUCCGACAUGGCAGAAAAAGAAAAGGUCCUCGCCGCCGCUCUGAUAUGCGCCUCGAAACGCUGCCAGCCAGAGAAUCAUUCCAUAUUUGUAGAGUUGGCGGAGGAGUUCAACAUUGCGAGAAACAAAGCAGUAUGA
Molecule: messenger RNA, 744 nt
Organism: Cladophialophora bantiana CBS 173.52
Lineage: Eukaryota; Fungi; Ascomycota; Eurotiomycetes; Chaetothyriales; Herpotrichiellaceae
Exons: 1
Coding region: 1-744 (247 amino acids)
Biological process (GO): RNA processing
Molecular function (GO): RNA nuclease activity; protein binding; RNA binding
Source: RefSeq, a predicted model, not a curated record